CGCGAUCACACACAAACCCAUCGCGUCAAUCCACCGGUUGCAUCCAGACGCAAGAAAACAGAGCACGCACGCGAGGCAGAGGAAGAAGGAACAGAAGGGGCAGCGGCGAUGGCACGGCGGGGCACGGAGGCGUUCCCGGACCUGGGCGCGCACUGCGACCGGGAGGACUGCAACCAGCUCGACUUCCUGCCCUUCGACUGCGACGGCUGCGGCAAGGUCUUCUGCGCCGAGCACCGGACCUACCUGGGCCACGGCUGCGCGCGCGCCGCCGACCAGGGCCGCACCGUCGUCGUCUGCGAGGCCUGCGGCGACGCCAUCGAGCGCGCCGCCGGCGCCGGGACCGACGCGGAGAUCCUCGAGGCGCACGCGCGGUCGCGCCGAGGCUGCGACCCGGCCAGGAAGCUCAAGCCGCGGUGCCCCGCGCGGAGGUGCAAGGAGACGCUCACCUUCUCCAAUUCCAGCGUCUGCAAGGGGUGCGGCCACAAGGUGUGCCUCAAGCAUCGGUUCCCCGCCGACCACGAGUGCGCCACGCGCGGGUCCCCGGCGGGCGCAGCCGCCGCCGCGAGACGGGCCGGCGACUGCGGCCGCGACGCGCAGAAGGUUAGGGACGGCGGCGGGUGGGCGCUGCCGCCGUUGAUUCGGAAUUUCAGGAUGUUUUGAAUCUAUUCUGUACUGUGUACUCGGAACGUGGAAGCGAUGGCUGCAAUCUCGCCGUAUGUUUUAUUUUCGUUCUGCGUGGAAUGUUCAAGCAAUGGAUGCAAGUUCAUCGAAUGUUUAUUUUCGUUCUGCCUCAAUGUUCCCUCUCUGUUGUGCGAAAAUUUCGCGAUAGCUGUUGAAUGAAGAAGCAAGUUUAGUUUA
Molecule: messenger RNA, 858 nt
Organism: Lolium perenne
Lineage: Eukaryota; Viridiplantae; Streptophyta; Magnoliopsida; Poales; Poaceae
Product: zinc finger AN1 domain-containing stress-associated protein 17
Cellular component (GO): cytoplasm
Molecular function (GO): zinc ion binding
Source: RefSeq, a predicted model, not a curated record